AUGCGCAAUUUUCUCGGUGGAGCCCUCGACGCCCACAAUACACCCGUCAAACACCAACAUAUGGGCGCUACGCUUUCAUCCCGCAAAUCAGGCGUGGGACGAUGCUUGAUGGACGCUCUACUGGAUGCUACGGAUCGCGGAUACCUGAAGAAAGGCCGCCAUGAAUUUCGAGUUGCGCUGGAGGUGCGGCAUCUGUACAGCACCGGCGGUGGACGCGAUCUGCACGAGUUGAUCUUCCAGGUGCGCAGCUUCAAUCGACCAAUGUCCCCGCAACUGCUUGACCGCAUUCGUGGAGCAGCUCAGGGACAGGCCCCCCAACCCAGCUUUCCCCUCAAGCUUCAAAGGUUGGCCGCUGCCAUUGUACGGGGAUCGAACCCGUCCGCAUGCAACGUGCAAGAACGCAGAGGCCUGUCCAGGGGCCGCCGGCGUCGAUGGGCGCGGUGUUCUGGCCGUAACGCUGUCUCGCUCGGCUGCCAACAACAACAAAAAUAA
Cladophialophora immunda is the source of this 492-nucleotide messenger RNA. RefSeq lists its product as uncharacterized. The transcript has a single exon. The record is from RefSeq and is a predicted model, not a curated record. The coding region runs from base 1 to 492 and encodes 163 amino acids. NCBI's taxonomy places the organism in Eukaryota, Fungi, Ascomycota, Eurotiomycetes, Chaetothyriales, Herpotrichiellaceae.